AUCUCCCUCCCACAGUAGGUGGGGGCAGUCUUCCUGGAGCUUGUGGACAGGAGGGUGCUCAGUGAAAGUGAGGGACAGUCAGUGAUCCAGAAGCCAUUUGCACCAUGAGUGUCUCUGCGCUGAGCCCCACCAGAUUCCCAGGCAGCAUUUCUGGCUUCCUGCAAGUGGCCUCUGUCCUCAGCCUGCUCCUGCUGCUCUUCAAGGUGAUCCAGUUCUAUGUGCACAGGCAAUGGCUACUCAGAGCUACCCAGCAGUUCCCAUCCCCAUCUGCCCACUGGUUCUUUGGGCACAAGAUCCCUGAGGACCAGGAGCUUCAAGAGAUUCUAACACAGGUAAAGAAUUUCCCAAGUGCCUGCCCACGGUGGUUCUGGGGGUCCAAACUGCGCUUACAGGUGUAUGACCCUGACUACAUGAAGGUGAUUCUGGGGAGAUCAGACCCCAAAACUCAUGGUUCCUACAAAUUUCUAGCUCCUUGGAUUGGCUAUGGUUUGCUUUUGUUGAAUGGAGAAACCUGGUUCCAGCACCGACGAAUGUUGACUCCAGCCUUCCACUAUGAUGUCCUGAAACCUUAUGUGAGAAUCAUGGCAGAUGCUGUUCACAUAAUGCUGGAUAAAUGGGAACAGAUUGUUGACCAGGAUUCCACCCUGGAGAUCUUCCAACACAUCUCCUUGAUGACCUUGGACACCAUCAUGAAGUGUGCCUUCAGUCACGAAGGCAGUGUCCAGUUGGAUGGAAAAUACCAGCCCUACAUCCAAGCAGUUGAGGACCUGAACAAUCUCUUUUAUUUCCGUGUGAGGAACAUCCUUCACCAGAAUGACACCGUCUACAGUCUGUCCUCUAAUGGCCGCCAGGCCAUCAGUGCCUCCCGACUUGCCCAUGAUCAUACAGAUCAAGUGAUCAAAUCAAGGAAGGCUCAGCUUCAAGAUGAGGGAGAGCUGGAAAAGGCUAAGAAGAAAAGGCGACUGGAUUUUCUGGACAUCCUCCUGUUUGCCAGAAUGGAAAACAGAAGCAGCUUAUCUGAUAAGGACCUGCGUGCUGAAGUGGACACGUUCAUGUUUGAAGGCCAUGACACCACAGCCAGUGGUAUCUCGUGGAUCCUCUAUGCUCUGGCUGCACACCCUGAACACCAGCAGAGAUGCAGGGAUGAGCUGCAGAGUCUUCUAGGAUCUGGAGCUUCUAUCACCUGGGAUCACCUUGACCAAAUGCCCUACACUACCAUGUGCAUCAAGGAGGCCCUGAGGCUCUACCCACCUGUCCCAGCUGUAAGCAGAGAUCUCAGCACACCUGUCACCUUCCCAGAUGGACGCUCCUUACCCAAAGGUAUCUCAGUCUUGCUCUCCUUGUAUGGCCUUCAUCACAACCCAACUGUCUGGCCAAACCCAGAGGUGUUUGACCCCUCUCGAUUUGCACCAGAUUCUUCUCGACACAGUCACUCAUUCCUGCCCUUCUCAGGUGGAGCAAGGAACUGCAUUGGGAAACAGUUUGCCAUGAAUGAGCUGAAGGUGGUCGUGGCCCUGACUCUGCUCCGCUUUGAGCUGCUGCCAGAUCCCACCAGGAUCCCAGUCCCCAUACCGAGAAUUGUGUUGAAGUCCAAGAAUGGGAUUCAUCUAUGUCUCAAAAAGCUCCAAUAAUCCUCUCAGGACAAGGACAGCUCCAAUGGCAUGCUGCCUGCCAUCUUGGCUUCCUGUCACUCACUCUUGUCCCAGCCCAUCUGCUCACAUCCUUUCUUUCUUCCCUCCUUGUUCAUCUCCUUCUGUGUGUUUCCUGUCAUCUUGUCUGCCAGUCUUUCUUCCUCACCUUCUUCCAGGAUCACUACCUGCUUUUCUCUCUACCUGUCCCCUACAUGAAUGCAUGUCUGAUCUUCCACCUUAAAAAUCUCGCUGACUUCCACCCUGCCUGCUCUUCUGGGUCUUUCAUUCUUUUCUGCUGCUUGUCUGUCCUUGAAUGCGCUUUAUACUGAUGCUGUAAGUGAUUGCAACAGAAGCAAGUGCUCUUCUGGUUCUAAAUACCAGACAUUUUACAUAAUUUAACUGGGGUGAAGCUAAGAUAACUGCAGGGCCAUGCUAGCCCCUUGGCUAUUGCUGCGUCUCUUCUUUUUCCCUUUCCAUAAUCCAGAGCUGCCUUCCUGGGUUUUAAAAGCCCUCCUAAGUGUUAAAACCAAACACCAUCUUUAAGCAUCCCUGCUUCUGUCUCCAGAUCAUCUCUCCAUCUUUCCGAGGUGUAUGCUCACUUUGUGCCUGAAAUGGAAAUAUUUGCUGUGCUCGCAGUUCUACCAAGAUCAGGACAUGCCUGUCAGAAGAGCCAUUGUUUAACCAACCUAAUAUAGUUCUUCCCUGACUGUCACCUCAUAUAUCCUUCUAAAUCUUUCCUUCAGAGUCUCCAUCUACCCGCUUAUUUUUAAAGCAAGCUGAGCCAUCUUCUCUCUUCCCUGCAAUAAAGUUCACAAGGUGGCAUGUUGUUCCUAUCCUCUUUGGAGGAAAGGGAGGGAAAAGAGAGAAACUAAAUGGGAGAGUGUUGUAGGAAAUCCUACAGCCGGUAGCCUUUACGUUACCUGCCCACUUGGACGUGUAUACUAUUGAUGCCUACUUAAAGUCCGCCUGGUCUCUUUUCUGGAUGCGGGAUUUGGUUGCAGUUCUCCAUUCCAGCAGAGGGUAAUGGUUUGUGAGUCUACUCCUAAAUAAAUAAGCCUCUAUUAUUCUCAA
Arvicola amphibius (Eurasian water vole) is the source of this 2702-nucleotide messenger RNA. Its product is annotated as cytochrome P450 4A12B. Bases 105 to 1631 code for a protein of 508 amino acids. The transcript has 12 exons. Gene Ontology annotation, cellular component: intracellular membrane-bounded organelle. The record is from RefSeq and is a predicted model, not a curated record. Gene Ontology annotation, biological process: kidney development; icosanoid biosynthetic process; arachidonate metabolic process. NCBI's taxonomy places the organism in Eukaryota, Metazoa, Chordata, Mammalia, Rodentia, Cricetidae. Gene Ontology annotation, molecular function: arachidonate monooxygenase activity; heme binding; iron ion binding.